Molecule: messenger RNA, 8299 nt
Organism: Phalacrocorax carbo (great cormorant)
Lineage: Eukaryota; Metazoa; Chordata; Aves; Suliformes; Phalacrocoracidae
Source: RefSeq, a predicted model, not a curated record
ACCCGCCCCCCGAGCCUGCGUGUCCGGCGGAGCCGCGGGAUGAGCCGGGGGCGGCGAUGAGCUCGGCGGGGCCGGGGGCGGCGGCGGCGGCGGCGGCGGCGCCGCUCCUCUCCCGCAAACAGCGGCUGAUGGCCGCGCUGGCGGCCGGCGAACCGGCGGUGGCGGGUGGUCCCGGGGCUCCGCAACCCCCGGCCCCUCCGCUUUGCUGUUUUAUUUGCGGCGGCGGCAUCAGUCGCGGUAAAGAGCUAAAGCUUCAAGUGCGACCCCCCCGCGACCACCGACCCUUCUUCCCUUUCCUCCAGCACCAGGAACCGGCGCCCGGCGCCCGCGCCGUCUCGGCGGAGGGCUGCGCCCUGGUCUGCGCCGUCUGCCGCUGCUUCCUGGGCGAGCAGUGGGACUCCUUCGAGCGCAGCCGCACGCCGGUGGAGAAGCGCAUGUACUGGCUCAAACGGCCCCAUCAGUGCGAGGCGGCGGCGGCGGCGGCGGCGGCGGCGGCGGCGGCGGCGGGGGGAACCGGGCUGCGCAGGGGGGCCACGGGCUGGGACCCCGCCGCGCCGCCCCGCCGCCCCGCCGGCCACGAGGAGGAGGAGGAGGAGGAGGAGGAGGAGGAGGUGGAGGAGGAGGAGGAGGAGGAGGAGGAAGAAGGGCCGGCAGCCGGUUCUGACCUCUCCGAGCUCUCCGACGCCGAACCCCUUUCGGAGCCCGAAGGGGCGGGGGGCGCGGCGCGGACCCCCCCGGUGGCGGCGGGGGGCAAGAGGGGGCCGCCCUGCUGCUCCUCGGAGGACAGCGAGAUCAACAUCACCAGCGAGGAGGAGGAGGAGGAGGAGGAAGGCAGCGAGCGGCCCGCUUGGGCAUCGGGCACCGCUUGCUACAUCUGCGGCAGCCCCUUGUCACCCACCACCCAACACCGCGUCCACGUGCAGAAGCAGGAGAAGACCUCACCGGCACCCUUCUUCCCCUUCCUCUGGCUGCACAGCCCCCCGCCGGGUGCCCAGCCCCUCUCGCCCACCGGCAGCACCCUGGUGUGUCCCUGCUGCUUCGCCUCCCUCAUGCAGCAGUGGCAAAGCUUCGAGCUGGCCAACGUGCCCGUGCUGCAGCGGCUCUACGUGGUGCCCCUCAACGCCGGUGCCAUGCCCGCCAAGGGCCGGCGAGGGAUGAAGGAGGAUGGAGCGGGCGCCCCGCCGGCACCCGAGGCUUGCUACCUCUGUGGGGAGGAGUGCGGCAAGGAGGCGAGGCCGGUGGCGGCCAAGAUCACCAACGGCAACGCGAAGAGCACCAUGCAUUUCCCCUUCCUCAGCCUCCUGCCUUGCCCGCCCAGCGCCAAGGGGCUGAACAAGCACUGGGAGGUGAGCAGCUGCCGCAAGUGCUUCGGGGUCUUGCAGGACCUGUGGGCCAUGUACAGGGCCUGCCACAACGAGGAGCUCAUCACCUCGGUGCAGAGCUUCCUGGGGAGGUACCACCAGGUCUUCUCUGCCGGUGACCCCGGCGGCCUGGCCGGCCACCCUGCUGUCAAGCCCGGUCCCACCUCCGUCUGCUACAUCUGUGGGGCCGAGCUGGGAGCCGGCAAAGAGUUCCAGCUUAAUGUCAACCCGCCGGGACGAUUUGGGGAGAAGGAACCUUUUUUCCCCUUCCUGACGGUCUACCCGCCUGCCCCGCGGGCCAGACCGGCCGACUCGACUGGGCUGGUGGCCACCUGUGUCCUCUGCUACCAUGACCUGCUGGGACAGUGGCUGCAGCAUGAGGGCAGGAACUCCCACCACCCUAGCAGCGCCUGGUCCCGGCAAUACAAAGUGGAGACCUUCGUCUGCUUCUUCUGCCGGCAGGAGAAGAAGCGAUGCCUUGGAUUAAAAGCGGUUCAAGUGGCCAGGCUCCCCGUCUUCCUCUACACCCUCCGCGUGGCCAACAGCUUGCUGGUGGAUGACGGGAAGCAGCUGACCAUCGGCGCCUGUGCCGAGUGCGGUGCCGUGGUCCUGGCUGGCAAGAGCAUGACCCCGCCGGAGCUGCUGGCGGCAGCACCCCCGGCUCUCCUCCCCAAGGCGUCCUCUUCGACCGUCGAGACAGCCGCCACCAAGCCUGCUGCCGGCGAGCACCGGCACCGGGCGGCCAGUGCCGGGGAGAGCCCAGGGACGGGCGGCAGCGCUGCCCCAGACAUCGGCCAGCGGACGGCUUUGGAUGCGGAGGGUGCGGACGCUGGAGCCACAAGCAUGAGCCAUGAGCCGAAGUCGCCGUCCCUAGGAAUGCUCUCCACUGCCACCCGCACCACUGCCACCGUCAGCCCCCUCACCCCCUCGCCGCUCAACGGCUCCAUCGUCCCCAAUGGCAGCCCGGCAGCCAGCAGCACUUUGUCCGUCCAGGCAGCACCUUCCUCCAGCUUCGCCGCUGCUCUCCGCAAGCUCGCCAAGCAAGCCGAGGAGCCCAGAGGGUCCUCGAUAAGCAGCGAGUCAUCCCCAGUCUCCUCGCCGGCCACCAACCACAGCUCCCCCGCCAGCACGCCCAAGCGCGGCCCCAUGGGCCCCAUCAUCGUGCCCCCGGGGGGGCACAGCGUGCCCAGCACGCCGCCCGUCGUCACCAUCGCCCCCACAAAGACGGUCAACGGGGUCUGGAGGAGCGAGGGCAGACAGCAAGAAGCAGGGUCACGAGGCAGCAGCAGCAGCAGCGGCCGUGAGCGCCUCAUCUCAGAGCCCCCCCUUGUGCAGGAGAAAGCAGGGGGCCCCACCGUGCCCUCCCACCUCCUGGGAACACCCUACUCCUUUGGGCUGCCCCCCAGCUCCGUGGUCCAGGACUCUCGCUUCCCACCUCUCAACUUGCAGCGGCCGGUCCACCACGUGGUGCCUCCCAGCGCCGUCACCGAGGAUUACCUGCGCAGCUUCCGUCCCUACCACACCGCCGAGGACCUCCGCAUGUCCUCCCUGCCGCCCCUCGGCCUGGAUCCAGCCGCCGCCGCCGCUUACUACCAUCCCAGCUACCUGACGCAUCACCCCUUCCCGCACCCCGCCUUCAGGAUGGACGAGUCGUACUGCCUGUCGGCGCUGCGGUCCCCCUUCUACCCGCUGCCGGCGCCGGGUUCGCUGCCGCCCCUGCACCCCUCAGCCAUGCACCUGCACCUCUCGGGGGUACGGUACCCCCCCGAGCUCUCGCACUCCUCCCUCUCCGCCCUGCAGUCCGAGCGCAUCUCCAGCCUCACCGCUGAGAGGCUGCAAAUGGACGAGGAGCUGCGGCAGAGGGAGCGGGAGCGGGAGCGGGAGCGGGAGAAGGAGCGGGAGCGAGAAGCCGACCGGGAGCGGGAGAAGGAGCGGGAACGGGAGCGGGAACGUGAGAAGGAGCUGGAGCGGGAGCGGGAGAAGGAGCGGGAACGGGAGCUGGAGAGGCAGCGGGAGCGUGCCCGGGAGAAGGAGCUGAGCAUGGUUAAAGCCAUGGAAGGGCCCUUCCUCCCCGUGGCUGAGCUGCACGGGCUGCGGGGGCACCCAGCCGAGGAGCGGAGCAAGCCAGUGGAGCCGCUGGUGCCCGGCAGACCAGAGAAACUCAAGGACUCGGUGUUGCCGACUCCAAAGCCCAUCCAGCACCCGCUGCACCCGCCGCCGGCCUCCCAUCACCCCGUGCCCAGCCUCAUCCCCAACCACAACGUGUUCCCGCUGCCGGGGAGCAGCGCGGCCACGGCGCUGCUCAUCCACCGCACCAACGAGGAGGAGAAGUGGCUGGCACGACAGCGCCGACUGCGCCAGGAGAAGGAAGAUCGGCAGUCCCAAGUCUCAGAGUUUCGGCAACAAGUGCUGGAGCAGCACCUCGACAUGGGGCGCACCCCGAGCCAGCCUGAGCCCGAGCAUCGGCCUGAGCACCCCAGGUCGGGAUCGAGCCGCCACGAGCCAAGCAGCCGGGAGCCGGCGCAGCACUUCGGUGGGCCCCCACCCCUCAUCUCCCCCAAGCCCCAGCACCACCCCGUCACCACGUCCCUCUGGAACCCCGUCUCGCUGAUGGAGAGCCCCCCCGAGCCCCCCCGGCGCCUCCCCGAGCCCCACGCUCUCCAUGGCCACCCGGCCCCUUUCGAGCCCAGCCGUCAGGGCAUCCCACUGGUGAAGGUGGAGAGGGUCUUCUGCCCUGAGAAGCUGGAGGAGGGGGCAAGGAAGAGGGAUGCUCUGGAGAAAUACCCCCCGGGACGGGAGCCCGGCGCCCCGGAACACGGGGGCUUCACCCACGCCCCAUUCCUAGCUGAGUUGGAGAAGUCCACGCAGAGCAUCCUGAGCCAGCAAAGACCCCCAGCCACCCCCUUCACCGAGGCCAGCAAGCCCAGUUCACCCUACCGGCCCCCCCAACCCCGCGCCCAGGACCCCAUGUACAUCUACGACGAGUUCGUGCAGCAGCACCGCAGGCUGGUCAGCAAACUCGACCUGGAGGAGCGCCGGCGGCGGGAGGCCCGCGAGAAAGGUUACUACUACGACCUGGACGACUCCUGCGACGACAGCGACGAGGAGGAGGUGCGGGCCCAUCUCCGCUGCGUGGCCGAGCAGCCCCCGCUGAAGCUGGACACGUCCUCCGAGAAGCUGGAGUUCCUGCAGCUCUUCGGCCUCACCACGCAGCAGCAGAAGGAGGAAUUGCUGAGCCAGAAGCGGCGCAAGCGGCGGCGGAUGCUGCGGGAGAGGAGCCCUUCGCCACCGACGGUGCAGAACAAGCGCCGCACGCCCUCCCCGCGCCUCCCGCUCUCCACCCGCUACAGCCCCGACGAGAUGAACAACAGCCCCAACUUCGAGGAGAAGAAGCGCUUCCUCACCAUCUUCAACCUCACGCACAUCAGUGCCGAGAAGAGGAAAGCUUCCCAUGCCGCAGACAAGGAGAAGCUGGUGGAGAUGCUCCAGGCCAUGAAGCAGAAGACUACACCGGCUGCCGUGGUGGUGAAGAGCUCCCCACGGGACAGCCCCAGCGGCCCCGCUGCCGAGCCACCGGUGCCGCCGCUCCUGCUGGAUCCAGAUAAACCCGUGGGCAUCGCCGUCUCCGUGCCGGAGGCGCAGAAGACGGUAGAACCCAGCAGGUUAGACCAGCUGAGACCUCAGGAGCUACCAAGGGCUAAGGAGUCGGCUGCUGCACCGGUGGAAAAGCCCCGGCUGAGCGAUGGGCACCCCGGGAAGAAGGCGCUGAGCAUCCUCAGCUACGUCAGGGGUCCGCUGCCCAAGGACAUCCCGGUGCCACUGUCCCACAGCAUGAACGGCAAGAGCAAGCCUUGGGAGCCCUUCAUCGCCGAGGAGUUUGCCCACCAGUUCCACGAGUCGGUACUGCAAUCCACCCAGAAGGCGUUGCAGAAGCACAAAGGGGGAACGGCAGCGCUGACGGCAGAGCAGAACCACAAGCUCGACGCCUCCAUCCACUACAACAUCCCUGAGCUGCAGGCGUCCAGCCGCCUGGCCGCCCCCCCGCACAACGGCACAGCCGAGGGGCCGCUGCCCCACCGGGCGCUGCCCCCACUGCCCCACGACUCGGCCUCUGAGGAAGAGGAAGAGGAGGAGGAGGAAGAGGAGGAAGACUACCCCAGGCCCAAGUGGCAAGGGAUCGAGGCAAUUUUUGAAGCUUACCAGGAACAUAUAGAAGAGCAAAACCUGGAGCGCCAAGUGCUGCAGACCCAGUGCCGGCGGCUGGAGGCCCAGCACUACAGCCUGAGCCUGACGGCAGAGCAGCUUUCGCACAGCAUGGCGGAAUUAAGGACCCAGAAGCAGAAGAUGGUCUCGGAGCGCGAGCGCCUGCAAGCCGAGCUGGAUCACCUGCGGAAGUGCCUUGCCUUGCCUGCAAUGCAGUGGUCUAGGGGUUAUUUCAAGGGGUAUCCCAGGUGACGCUCCUUGGGCUAGGCCGAACAUAUAGUCUAGAAAUAAUAAUCUAUUUUAUUACCUUGAAUAUUUAAUAUUUUUCACUGGGAGGUUUGAAGCUAAAAAAAUAAAAUUAAAAAAAAAAAAUAAAAAAAAUAAACGGAGAAUGUGCCAUGCAUGAAGCAAAGGAGCACGGGAGCCGGGAGCCCACCCGACGGCGAGCAGACCCCCGUCCCGUCCCGUCCCGCGCCACCGGCCCUCUGCAAGCAACCGCCAGCCCGGCUCGGGCUCUCCUCCCGGGGGGGACAGGGCGCUGCAGCCCCCCCCCCCACCCACCCACACUUUAUAGUGCUCAAUUUCUGUUGGUUUUGGUUGGUUUUUUUUUUUUAAAAAAAAAAAAAAGAAUUACAGUUAAAGACUCCACCGACAACACUAAAGCCGGAGGAGCCCCGCGGGGCCGGGUGCGGGACGGCCGGCCGGCAGCCGCCAAGCCCCCCCGCCUUCCCGGCACGGCACCGGGAGCCUCCCCCCCACCCCAACCCCGGGGCUUUCCACUGGAAAUGCACUUCGCUAUAAAACAAUAAAGUCAAUAAACUGGUUGAAGGUACCUUUUUGUUCCUGUUUGGCGGGGAAGGGGCACAGACACGCGCCGGCGGUGGGCACCCGGCGGCGUUACCUUAUCGGAGCCAGUCGCCGUGGUUUUGUGAUUUAAGAGUCAAAAAAAAGGUGCUUCAGCCUUGUACUGUGUAUAUAUAUUAAAAAAAAAAGUUUUGUAUGUUUUUAUUACUUUAAUUAUUGUUAUAAAAAGCUUGCCUUUUUUUUUAAUACGUUUCUGCUUUUUUUUUGCCUUUUUUUCCUUCCCCCUCCCCUUUUUUAUUUCCUUUUUUGUUGUUUUUUUUUUUUUUGGCAAAAGGAUUAACUUGCUUUUAGUGUUUGUACUGCUGCUGGUCAGGACAGAAAAGAUAUUGAAUUGUUUAAAAAAACCCACAACCUUAAAAACAGGAAAAAUGAAUCCCCUUUUCCAACGGGGCAGGUGCUGUCGCACCGCCAGUCCCUCAGGAACCCAGAGCUGAGCCCUUCCACCACCCUCAACCUCCCGGGUUGUGUUGUUUUUUUUUUCCUUUUUACCCUUUUUCUUUGGUUUCUGAGUCUUUUUCUGGUCCCUCUGGGCAGCUGUGGGUGUUGCGGUGCCGGGCAGUUUCUCAGCCUUGCGCGGGCUCCAAAUUAAAAAUAUAAAAGCAAUUGCGCCGAGAGGGCUGGAGGGUUUGGGGACGGGUGGCACCGGGGUCUCCUCGUCCCCCCAAACUACCGAGACAAUCAGAGGGGUGCUAAGGCAGUUGGGGCAGGGGGAGCCGGGGUUCGCCCGCAGGCGGCACGGGGCUGGUGGCACGAAGGGGACAAGCCGUGCGGAGCUCUUCCUGCCCGUACCUCGUGCCCGCCGGCGGGCAGGAGCUGCCUGCGGCUCGCUGCCGGCACCGCCGCGGUGAAGCGCGAUGGCAGCGCCGGGCCCGGGUUCAGGCUUGGCACCACGCGCUGCCCUCUGUAGCCACUUUCUAAUCACCGCCCGCUCCGACUCCCCAGGGAGGCUCUCUUUUUUUUUUUUCCCCUUUAAAUUUUAAAUUAUUUAUUAAUUUUUUUUUUUGUUCACCACGAGACAAGCUCACGUCUAUGGGAAAAGGUGACCUCUGCUUUCUGCUUUAAAUUCCCUUGUUGCACUCGCAAAGAAAGCAUUAACCCCCCCUACAACCCCUUCCCCGCUCCCUGGUCUCCCAUUGGCUUCACCAAAAAAAAAAAAAAAAAAAAAAAAAAAAAAGCCAUGCAAGAUUAAAAAGCAAAAUGCCCUUGUGACAGAAAUUAGUUUAAUCUUUUUUAAAUCCCCAAUUGCAUCGCCAGCCUCUGGCCUAGCCGCUGCCAACUCCGGGCUUCACAAUGAAUUUUAACACGGCAAAACACGCUCGCUGCUCGACUCGCUUUUUCCCCUUCCCAUGUGCUGUGGGGGUGGGGGAAGAAGCUGGGGAUGGAAAAAUCAUCCGCAAUUUAUCCCUCGCCGCCGCCGCGCCACGGUGAGGCCGUGGGCAGGAGCCUGGCUGGGAUGUAGCCUCGCUUUGUAGCAGCUCCCGCACUGAGACUUUUCCCCCCCUGCCCUCACCAGCCCGUAAUUGGGAAUUUUGGACCUAUUCUCAGAUUUAUUCCUGCCGGGGCUGUGGCGAGCGGUCGUGUCUGCACGUACGCCCCCCGUGGAAUCGCUCGAGCAGCUACGCCAGAGCCUGGGAGGGCUGUGAGGAUGGGAAGGCAAGGCAGAGCCCGCUGGGGGCAGUUUAGAUGCUGUGAAAGAAAACAAAAACCCAAAAAAGGAGAAAAAAAAAACCCCUAAACAUGUUCUAAGUGUACUUGUUUGAAUUAAUUGUAAUGUAAUAUAUUAUUUGUUGAAUGUAGUAAUUAGGUAUUUAUGAAUAUAUUGCUGUAAUUUCUGAAAACACCCAAGAAAAAAUAAACUCUUCCACAAUGAU